Exophiala dermatitidis NIH/UT8656 is the source of this 1854-nucleotide messenger RNA. RefSeq names its product NCS2 family nucleobase:cation symporter-2. The transcript has 3 exons. The coding region runs from base 1 to 1854 and encodes 617 amino acids. Gene Ontology annotation, cellular component: membrane; fungal-type vacuole. The record is from RefSeq and is a predicted model, not a curated record. Gene Ontology annotation, biological process: xanthine transport; transmembrane transport. Gene Ontology annotation, molecular function: xanthine transmembrane transporter activity. NCBI's taxonomy places the organism in Eukaryota, Fungi, Ascomycota, Eurotiomycetes, Chaetothyriales, Herpotrichiellaceae.
AUGGAGCACGAUCGCAUUGGUCCUGAUACCACACCUAAGCGCCCUCUGAAGGCCAGGGUCGCCGAUGUCCCUCGUCGCAUCAUCAACACUUUUACAACCAAAGAAGGGCUUAUUGGAGACUAUGACUAUGGCUUCCUUUUCACUCCAAACCUGCCAUUCGUGCGGAGGCGCCGCCAGGUUGCUCCUUUCUUUGGCCUCAACGACGAGAUGCCGAUCCUUCUAGCCUUGUUGCUUGGAUUCCAGCAUGCGCUGUCCAUGUUGGCGGGCGUGAUCACACCUCCGAUCAUUCUGUCUGGUUCUGGUGGUGCGAACCUGGACUCAGAAACCUCCCAGUAUUUGGUCUCCACCUCGCUCAUUGUCUGUGGCAUCCUAUCUGCGAUUCAAAUCACGCGUUUCCACAUCCGCAAAACGCCCUAUUAUAUCGGCACGGGGCUUAUCUCUGUCGUGGGCACAUCGUUUGCAACCAUUCCAGUCGCCCAGGGUGGUUUAUCCCAGAUGUACAAUGACGGUUUCUGUCCAACAGACGCCAGUGGCAAUCGACUACCGUGCCCUCGAGGUUAUGGCGCCAUCCUCGGAACGGCGUGCAUAUGUUCGCUGCUGGAGAUCUGCUUAUCAUUUACACCGCCCAAAAUACUGCAGAGGAUCUUCCCACCUCUGGUCACUGGCCCAACAGUGGUCCUGAUUGGAGUGAACUUGAUCAGCUCUGGAUUUGAGAAUUGGGCGGGUGGCUCUGGUUCUUGUAGGUCCCGUCCAGAUUCGGGCAUUUACCAGAACUGUCCCACCAAUCUUGCACCUCAUGCGCUGCCAUGGGGUUCUGCCGAAUUCAUCGGACUAGGCUUUAGCGUGUUUGUCACCAUUAUCCUAUGUGAAAGAUUUGGCAGUCCUAUUAUGAAAUCAUGCGCCGUUGUUAUCGGUCUACUAGUAGGCUGUAUUAUCGCGGCAGCCACCAACUACUUUGACGACUCAGGGAUCAAAAGCGCCAAGGCUGCAUCGUUUAUCUGGGUGGAAACGUUUCCUCUGUCAAUAUACGGGCCGAUGGUAUUGCCGUUUUUGGCCGUCUUCCUGGUUCUCAUGAUGGAAGCCAUAGGUGAUAUUACAGCCAGUUGCGACGUAUCUCGCCUCGAAGUCGAAGGACCAAUUUUUGAGUCUCGUAUUCAAGGCGGCGUCCUGGCCGAUGGCCUGAACGGCAUGUUUGCGUGUCUUUGCACGAUCACGCCCAUGUCCACCUUUGCUCAGAACAACGGAGUCAUCGCUCUAACCCGGUGUGCUAACCGCAAGGCUGGAUACUGCUGCUGCUUCUUCCUCCUCAUCAUGGGCAUCUUCUCCAAGUUUGCCGCCGCGCUCGUGGCGAUUCCUUCUGCCGUACUUGGCGGGAUGACUACCUUUUUGUUCUCGGCCGUCGCCAUCUCUGGUAUUCGAAUCAUCUCGACCGUGCGCUUUAACAGGCGGAGCCGAUUCAUCUUGACUGCAGCCAUGUCGGUGGGAUUCGGGGCUACACUGGUUCCAGACUGGUUCAGCUACGUCUUUACCUACCAAGGGAACAACUCUGCAUUGAAAGGGUUCAUGAAUGCUAUUGUGCUGGUUUGCGAAACCGGAUUUGCCCUGACUGCGUUCUUGUCCUUACUCUUGAAUUUGAUCAUCCCUGAAGAAGUGGAGGAUGAUGAGGCGGUUGACAUUACUGCCAACACCGCGGAUGAUGCCGAAGACGAGAAGGAAUGGGAGCGCAUCCGACAGCCGGGUCAGGCACAGUCCAUGCAUAAGGGUCAGGAUGGUACCAUGUCGAGCGCUGAUAUUGAUCUCGAGUCGAAUGCGGGCGCUGGGGUACACAAAAUGACCACCAUCAAGGACGCAUAG